UCUCUCUCUCUACCCUUCUCUCUUUCUCUCUUUAUCAUAUUGAUAUUGAUGGUGAUGGCUUACACUUGAGGUCCCUGCUUCUCCUUCUUUCUUCAAUUCUUGUUGUUUGCCAUUCUUCUUCUUCUGGGUUUUGGUUGUUUUCUCUGCCAAGCAAAACCCAUCAUUAAAGAACCAAUCUUGAAAGAACCCUCUUUGAGUUUGGAGUUGGAAAUCAGUUUCUCUGCCUAGCAAAACCCAUUUUUUGUGUACUGGAAAAUGGGGCUGAAGCUUCAGUACCAGAAUGAGUACCAGUCUCCUAGAGGAGGAGCAGUUGGUGCUCUUUUGCUGCUGCUCUUUCCCAUUUUCUUGCCCAGUUUGUUCAGCCCUUUUGGUCAUGCUUCACCUUCAAUGCUCUCGGAAUGGAAUGUGAUGGUGAAGUCAAAUGCACAAGAAGGGAAUGUUCCAAAAUCUAGGCACCAACGCCUUCUCAAGAGUGCUUUACAACGCCAAACUUCAGAAGAAGAACUGUCAGAGUUGUGGACACCAUUGGCUGAUCAAGCUUGGAAACCUUGCAUAGAACCAUCAAUUGCCCCCUCAUUACCAGAGAAAUCUGAGGGAUUCAUCCAAGUAUUUCUCGAUGGAGGGUUGAACCAGCAGAGGAUGGGGAUAUGUGAUGCAGUCGCUGUUGCUAAAAUACUGAAUGCAACACUUGUGAUUCCAUACCUUGAAGUGAAUCCUGUGUGGCGAGAUUCAAGCUCCUUCAUGGAUAUAUUUGAUGUUGAUCAUUUCAUUAAUGUAUUGAAGGAUGAUAUAUCCAUAGUUAAAGAGCUACCUUCAGACUUCUCCUGGAGCACAAGGGAGUACUAUGCAACAGCCAUCCGAGCUACGAGAGUUAAGACAGCACCUGUUCAUGCUUCAGCCAACUGGUAUCUGGAGAAUGUUUUGCCUGUACUUCAGAGCUAUGGAAUUGCAGCAAUUGCCCCCUUUUCUCAUCGGCUGACUUUUGAUACCUUGCCUAUGGACAUCCAGCGGCUACGCUGUAAGGUGAACUUUCAAGCAUUAAGUUUUGUCCCACAUAUAAGAGCACUUGGAGAUGCUCUAAUUAGCCGCCUUCGAUAUCCAUCUGGUAAAAGUGGACCAAUUGGCACCAAUCAUCUGCUGGAGUUGCCUAAUGUGAAAGGCAAACAAGGGGAAGGAAAAUUUGUUGUUCUACAUCUACGAUUUGACAAGGAUAUGGCAGCUCAUUCAGCUUGUGAUUUUGGUGGUGGAAAAGCUGAAAAGCUGGCUCUAGCCAAAUACCGACAAGUGCUUUGGCAGGGAAGGGUCCUUAACUCCCAAUUCACUGACAAAGAGUUGAGGAGUCAGGGUCGUUGUCCAUUGACUCCAGAAGAAAUUGGGUUGCUGCUUGCUGCAUUGGGAUUUGACAACAGUACUCGUCUCUAUCUUGCUUCGCACAAGGUAUACGGUGGGGAAGCUAGAAUUGAAAAUUUGCGACACUUGUUUCCACUGAUGGAAGACAAAAAGAGCCUUGCUUCUUCAGAAGAACGUGCCCUAAUCAAAGGAAAGGCUUCUCUGUUAGCUGCGCUAGAUUACUACGUUAGCAUGCACAGUGAUAUCUUCGUUUCUGCUUCUCCUGGAAAUAUGCACAAUGCAUUGGUAAGACUUCCAUUUCAAUUUCUAGACAAGUAUACUAGAGAAGUCUGAGAGGGUCAUGUUUCCGUUAAUAUGAUCAGUAUGAUGAUGCUUUAUGCAUAACGAAGAUCAUU
Messenger RNA from Fragaria vesca subsp. vesca, 1745 nucleotides. RefSeq lists its product as uncharacterized. The record is from RefSeq and is a predicted model, not a curated record. NCBI's taxonomy places the organism in Eukaryota, Viridiplantae, Streptophyta, Magnoliopsida, Rosales, Rosaceae. The transcript has 9 exons. The coding region runs from base 256 to 1683 and encodes 475 amino acids.